Molecule: messenger RNA, 1753 nt
Organism: Eucalyptus grandis
Lineage: Eukaryota; Viridiplantae; Streptophyta; Magnoliopsida; Myrtales; Myrtaceae
Product: protein SIEVE ELEMENT OCCLUSION B-like
Exons: 5
Coding region: 117-1535 (472 amino acids)
Biological process (GO): phloem development
Source: RefSeq, a predicted model, not a curated record
CUCAGAUCCAACCAUCGGACAAGCUCGCGGAAUCGCUGGCCAUAUUGAAGGGGUUACCUGCAAUCACCAAGCCCUCAGACGUGCAAAAGAUCCAAGUGUAUGGAGUUCUGAAUGAAAUGAUCAAGACCACAUUGAGCAUGACCAAGUGCAUCGUGGAGUUCGAGCACGACAAUAAAGACGUUCCCGAGCUGUCCACAGCAAUCGACAUCCCAAGCAGCGUUUAUCAUAUCAUCAUCAUUGUCCUCGCUUGCUCGAUUCAGUUCACCAGCCUCAUUAGCCUCAUCGAUGACUACAAGGGAAAAGAUCUUCCGACCUUUGUUCGGAAAGUGAACAUGAUCCACCACACUAUCAAGAGACAUUACGAAGAUUACAAGCAAAAAAAGGAGGAAAUUAGAGAGUAUCAGAGGCUGCAGCGACUAUUCAAUGCCCUUACUGAUAAUGUGGAGCUCAUCAAGGCCUUGGUUUACAUCAAGGACGAUCCUCAGCCACUUUACAUUGGCUCAAAGAAGACCACGGAUAAGGUCGAGUCCCUGCGGAGGAAGAAUGUGAUGCUGCUGAUUUCCGACCUAAAGUUGACCUCUCACGACCUUUCCAUCCUCAUCAAGAUCUACAGCGAGCGCAAGUUCCAUGAGGAGCGCUAUGAGAUCGUGUGGAUCCCGAUCAUCGAGCAAGAAGGCGAUGACGUGAACAACCAGUUCAAGAAUCUACAGUCGCAAAUGCCUUGGUACUCAGUGCGCUACCCGACACUCAUCAACAAGGUGGCCAUCAAGAUCAUCAAGGAGAAGUGGCACUAUAGGCAAGAGACCAUCGUGACUGCGUUGGGUCCCCAGGGACGAGUCUCAAACAAAAAUGCCAUGAGCAUGAUUAGGCUUUGGGGAUGGGAUGCUUUCCCUUUCACUGAAUCAGUGGGAGCAAGCCUAUGGAGCAAGCCUGGCAUCAGCUGGUUUGAGCUCUUGCUGACUGACAUGGUCAUUCCUAAGAUAAAUGAAGCUAUCAAGUCUCGAAAGUACAUCCUCCUUUAUGGAGCUGAAGACAACAAGGCAAUCCACGAAAUUGAGGAGCCAGUCAAGAAGAUCAUCGAAGAUGGCGUCCCCAUCUUCGCCUACAAUGUCACCAAAAAUCAGCUCUUCUGGAGCCGCCUCGAGAGCCUUAUGCUCUCGAAACUGCAAACCAAAGCGGAUGUGCACGAACCCCUCAUGCAGGACAUCCUCUGCCUCUACACCAACUUCAAGAAGGAUGGUGGGUUCGCGGUCCUCACGAGGGGGUCGCAGGUUGUGAUCAACGACUCGAUAAUCGACGUCACCAAGGUCUUGUCCCAGUACGAGACCACUUGGAAGAAGCAGGUCAAAGGGAACGAGAAGACGUUCGACGCGGCCUUCGAGGAGCACCGCGAGCGGGUCUUCGUCCUUCCGAGGUGCCACCACUUCUACAUCCCGAACACGGUGGGCUACAUCCCGGAGGACGUGAAGUGUCCGGUUUGUCCCCGCAUGAUGAAGAACAUUGUUAAGUUUGAGUGUUGCCAUGGCGCACAUUAGGGAACCUAUGCGUCUCUCUGUUGGUCCAUGUCCACAAUAAAGGAGUUAUGCGAGAACUCCAUAGGCCGGGACUUGAAACAAAAGGCCUGUUUGCUGAGUCCUUUGAGUUUGUGAGUUGCCUACGUUUAGGGCAACCAUUAUCUAAGUUGGCAUGUACAAGUACUUCGUUUGAGCACGUGGUUUUUCGCUCUGAAAAUGCUUUGGUCCUCUUUCUCGUA